Magnolia sinica is the source of this 1167-nucleotide messenger RNA. Its product is annotated as monofunctional riboflavin biosynthesis protein RIBA 3, chloroplastic-like. The coding region runs from base 1 to 1167 and encodes 388 amino acids. Gene Ontology annotation, biological process: riboflavin biosynthetic process. Gene Ontology annotation, molecular function: 3,4-dihydroxy-2-butanone-4-phosphate synthase activity. The transcript is spliced from 10 exons. NCBI's taxonomy places the organism in Eukaryota, Viridiplantae, Streptophyta, Magnoliopsida, Magnoliales, Magnoliaceae. Gene Ontology annotation, cellular component: cytosol. The record is from RefSeq and is a predicted model, not a curated record.
AUGUCUGAUGGUGCCCAUGCUUCAUUUUCAGGUAUUGCAAUUAAUUUUAGGUGCCCAUGCUUCAUUUUAACUGUUAGGAUUGAGCAAUCUCCUAUCUCUGAACUUUGUUUUGAUCAAAACAGCAGUACUGAACAAUCUGCUGUUUGUGCAAGACUUUGUUCUUUUUCGAUAUGGUAUGACCAGCUAACUCUCUUCUUCAAUGUAACACUUGUAAAAUCUUCAGAAGGAAAUACACUAUCCAUUCUUGCUAUAGUUGGUGCAAUAAAUGACCUGAUGAGAUACUUGCGCAAAUGCUUCCUGUGCUCCAUUGAAUUACCAAAAUUGGGAGAUGCCAUAAAUGAGCAAAGGGUUGCUCUACAUUCUUCUCUAGAGAAGUGCCUUGUACAGCUAGCAAAUAAGUUUGUGAUUGCUGUAGAUGAUGAAAAUGGUGAUGAAGAAGGAGAUCUUAUCAUGAUAGCAUCUCUUGCAAGUUCUCAGGCUCUGGCUUUUAUGAUUAGGCAUGGCUCAGGAAUUGUAUCUGUUGGGAUGAAGCAAGAGGAUCUGGAGAGGCUGAGCCUUCCUUUGAUGUCAACUGGCAGUGAGAAUGAGGAUCCAUCCGCCGCAGCUUACACAGUGACAGUGGAUUUGAAAACCGGGGCAUCUACUGGAGUGUCAGCCUCGGAUAGGGCGAAGACUAUUCUUGCUCUUUCGUCUCCAGAUUCUAAGCUGCAAGAUUUCAGAAGACCAGGCCAUGUAUUUCCACUCAAGUAUAGAAAUGGUGGUGUUCUAAGGAGAGCUGGUCACACUAAAGCUUCAGUGGAUUUAGUUUCACUUGCUGGCUUGCGGCCUAUAUCUGUUCUUUCUGCAAUUCUUGAUGCUGAGGAUGGCUCUAUGGCCCGAUUACCCGCUUUAAGAAAGAUAGCCAAGGAGAAUAGCAUACCAAUCAUCUCAAUCUUGGAUCUCAUCCGGAUUUUGGGGGACAUUCCCUGUCUUCCAGGCUAUCUUCACCUUCCCUCAAGAGCGUGCAAUACUGACAAAAGAGAGGUCUUCAGGCAUGUACAGGCUCUCCUCUUACUUGAUGUGGAGGAUGGAUUGAUGGUAACUCAUGGAAAUGAUGCUCCGAUCCGAGAGAAAAUAGUCACGUGGAAGGGGACCUUACUGAAUGUGGAAGGCUAUGUGAUUCAAUGA